AUGGCCUCGCCCGCGGCCCUCAGUGAUCUCCUCGGUUACGCCUCUAUAGGCUGCUGGCUCGGUGCCCAGUUCCCCCAGGUCCUCGAGAAUAUCCGCAGGCAGUCAUGCGACGGCCUCGCCCUUCCAUUCCUCUUCAGCUGGCUUCUUGGUGAUGCGACCAAUCUUCUGGGCUGUAUCCUAACCCAUCAGCUCCCAUUCCAAACCUAUCUCGCGACGUAUUUUUGUUUCGUCGACUUCACCCUCCUAGCCCAGUUCUUCUAUUACCGCUCUAUCUCGAAGCCGAUCUUACCGCCCUUCCUCCAUGGCCGCCAACGCACCGGUUCGAUCGCCACUCGCCGCAUAUCCAUCGAACGCGCGCCCAUACACUACCGUACACUCUCCAACGUCGCAGCGAACGUAGCAGCGGCAGCAGCGCUCGCGGCGGAACAAGAAGAGCAGUCGCGCUGGCACAGACACUCUCUCGAGCGCCCGCCGUAUUCGACGAUCGACGCGCUCGAAGAAGAGGACGAUGACGACGAGGUCUCCGAGGAGGCCCUCGCUCGCCUGGCGGACAGCUUCCACUCCGAGGGCGGGCGCUCGCGGCGGGGGAAGAAGGUCUCGUGGAGCCAGGAGCGCCGCGGCGCGAGCUUGGGCAGGAGCCAGCGGCCGCCUUUAUCUCCUCCAACACACAUCCAUUCGUCUCUUCUGAUGACGGCGCAGGCCGAUCUUGGCGACGCGCCAGAUAUUCUUCCCAGGGGUAGGCCGCUGUCCAGGGGAGGACAGGCGGCGGACGAGGAGGAGGACGAGCUUGACUGGUCGGGUGCGCAGAGGCGCAGCUCGCGGGCCAGUCGGAAAGGUGCGAGUAUGGUGUUCAUGGGCGUGUGGGCGCUGUUUGGGAUUGGGACGCUGGCGGGAGGGCAGCGAGUGGUGAGCGAUAGUCUGAGUACAGGCCGGGUUUUACACCGCGCGGAAGUCCCAGUGCCAUAUAUCGCGAACUCCGUACCGACGGUGCACUCGAAUUCUCUAUUUCAUGUUCCUGAGCCCACGUCCGUGGUGCUCGAUUUCGUCGGAGUACAAGAGGACGAAACAUUCAGCGCCUUCCGUCAACCACCGCCAUCCACUGAAUUUAUCAUCGGGCGGAUCUCAGCAUGGGUGUGCACGACGCUGUAUCUGACUUCGCGACUGCCCCAGAUAUGGAAGAAUUUUGUCAGGAAAUCCGUCGAGGGACUCUCGAUAUAUCUGUUCAUCUUCGCCUUCCUCGGCAAUUUGUUUUACGUCGCUUCCAUCCUCGCUUCUCCAAAGCUGGGCCUCCCAGCACCCGAAGCCUCGGCGUUCAUUCGCGAGAGCACACCGUAUUUGCUGGGCAGCGGGGGCACGCUCAUGUUCGAUGUGAUUAUCGUCAUGCAGGCGCACAUUUACCGAGCAAAGCCCCACGGCCACGGGCGGCGGAACUCGCGGACGGUGAACGAGGAGGAGGCCGGGCUGCUGAGUGCAGGCGCGACGGGCGCGGAGGAUUCCACUACGCCGUCACGGCGACGGAUGGGUAGCUCGACUGAGCCCGACGGUAUCUAG
Molecule: messenger RNA, 1551 nt
Organism: Sparassis crispa
Lineage: Eukaryota; Fungi; Basidiomycota; Agaricomycetes; Polyporales; Sparassidaceae
Exons: 7
Coding region: 1-1551 (516 amino acids)
Source: RefSeq, a predicted model, not a curated record